GCAUGUACUGCAGACAGGAUAUGCAAAUUCAAACCUGUUUCUUUACCUAGACAAAAGAGACACAAUGAGUCAGCGCUCGGAGCGACGGGGGAUCCAUGUGGACCAAUCAGAACUGCUGUGUAAGAAAGGCUGCGGUUACUUUGGCAAUGCUGCCUGGCAGGGCCUGUGCUCCAAGUGCUGGAGGGAGGAAUACCAGAGAGCCCGGCAGAGACAGAUCCAGGAGGACUGGGCUCUGGCGGAGAAGCUGCAACGAGAAGAGGAGGCGGCUUAUGUCAGCAGUCACAGUUCCUCUCAGACCCAGCCUCCACAGUCCCACUCUCAGCCCUCUCUCGCCACCUUCUCCAAGUUUGAGGAGAAGAAAACCAAUGAGAAAACCCGCAAGGUCACCACCGUGAAGAAGUUCUUCAGCCCCUCCUCCCGCACGGCACCUAAAAAAGAAAGCGAGAAACGAGAGAAAGAGAAAGAGGAGAAGUUGCAGGGCAGGAGGGAGAGCCAUGGAGAAACCCUCCUGAGGGAUCUGAGGGGCAUUUUUACCCAACCCUGGGAUAUGGGCUCCCCCACUGAAGCUCUGGUAUCGAGGCUGAGAGAGAGCCACGAGGGGAAAACGCCCAGUCCUUCCAUUACCCGUCAGUCCAGCAUCGAGACCGAUCGUGCGUCACAAGACUUCUUGGAGUUCCUCAAGACCUUGCAGAAGCCCGGCAGAGAGAUCCAAAAGCAGAGCCGCGCAUUCAUAGACAGCAUGGGAAAUAAAAAGGAUCUUAGUGCUGAAGAACUGUCCGAGUGUGUGCAGGACUUCUAUCAGGGCAUGUCUGACCGACUCUUGAAUCAUUAUAAAGGCUCCUCUGAGAAGGUGGACAGGGUGAUGGACCAAGUGGAAAAAUACAUCAUGACACGACUCUACAAGAGCGUCUUCUGCCCAGAGACCUCAGAUGAUGAGAAAAAAGACCUGGUCACCCAGCGCAGGAUUCGGGCCUUACAUUGGGUAACCAUCCAGAUGUUGUGUGUUCCUGUGGACGAGGAGAUCCCAGAAGUCUCUGAUAGUGUAGUCAAAGCCAUCACGGAUGUUAUUGAGAUGGAUUCUAAGCGUGUGCCCAGGGAUAAACUGGCUUUCAUCACCAGUUGCAGCAAGCAUAUCUUCAACGCCAUCAGGGUCACCAAGAACGAGCCAGCUUCUGCAGAUGACUUCCUACCCACCCUCAUCUAUAUCGUGUUGAAGGCCAACCCGCCACGGCUGCAGUCCAACAUUCAGUACAUCACACGUUUCUGCAACCCCUCAAGGCUCAUGACAGGAGAGGAUGGAUACUACUUCACUAAUCUGUGCUGUGCCGUUGCCUUCAUAGAGAAGCUGGAUGCCCACUCCUUGAAUCUCAGCCCUGAGGACUUUGAACGCUACAUGUCCGGUCAGGCUUCCCCUCGAAGGCAAGACGAUCCUGCAGCCUGGCUCCAGAGUGGUUCCCGUUUCAAUCCAGCACUUAGCCAGAUCCAUCAAAAUCUCAGCGUCCUAUCCAACCUUGAGAAAAGACAGCAGCAGGUCAUAGAGGGGGCGCAGAGCCUGCAGACCGAACUGGCAGAAUGGCAGGACAGCGUGGCCCGCGAGGUGCAGGAGAUCCUGGAGCGAUACCCACUUGAGAUCAAAUCACGAGCAUCCGCAAUCGAUGCGGAGAACGUGGAGAACGACAGGCUGCCACCCCCCCUUCAGCCGCAAGUGUUUGCGGGUUAGCAUAGCAUAGUUUCCUGUGUGAAUAAGCCAGAGACAUGGUCGUACCAAGACGGGUAAAGCAUGUUUUUAUAUGCAAUGGAUGCUCUCGUCCAAGAUCUCUGCUCCUUUUCUUCCCAUAGUUGGGCUGUUACCAUUCCAUAUGCUUUUUAAAUGCUUACACAGUCACCCGUUACAUCUUUUCUGCAAACAUAUUCUUGUCAGACUACUUUUGUGCUGCUGAUUCAAAAACUAAAUAUGAUUUUCUAACCUGGUUUUAGAAGAUCUGUUAGUAGUGUGAUGUACCUUAAUGCAUGAGCUGUUUUAAAUUACUGAAUCAAAUAGCUGCUAAUACGUCCUUUAAUAUGAUUGCAAAUUUGAUGUGAUCGUAAACCACAUAUCAGCUUUUCUCAUGUAGAUAAUUAAUGUUCACUGUAGGGUUUCAACCUUAUGCCUUAGUGUGAUGUUCUCCUGGAUGAAGGUCUUUUUUUAUUGAUGUAUAAAAUGUUUUGUCGCUCAUACUGUAUACUUAAGAAAUUUAAAGUUGAAUCCCAUGCAAAGAUUUAUGAUUUUAGGAGAAUUUGUGUAUUUUGGUACGUUUCGAAGAUGGUCAUUCUUAAAUGUUUAUUCACAUAAUUGAUGGGAUAUGUUGUGCAGACAUUUCAGCAAUAAACACUAUUUACAUAGGAAUUUGUGUACUUACAAAUGAAAAUAUUGGUAUAAAGCUGUGCAUUUGCUCACCUAAAAUGAAUGUGCAAUUCUGUCAUGGUGGCCACAGGUUGUACACAAAUAACUACUCCUUCUCCAGCCAGGAUAAUGUUUUGAAUUUGAUGUUGUCAGCAUUCCACAUAACCAAUUUAAUCGUGAUCCUGUUGUUACUUUUAAAACUACCCCAGCUGUAACUGUAACAGGUACUUAAUUAGCAAAACACUAUAUUCAUGUGGAAAUAAUUGGUUUCAUUUACAGUAAUGAUGUUGAUUUAUGACUUUGUGAUAUUUUUAACUGAGCUGCUUUAUUUAUGAUGUAAAUAUAACCUGAGGUGUGU
This is a messenger RNA of Rhinichthys klamathensis goyatoka, 2741 nucleotides long. It is a transcript of the gene rabgef1, whose product is annotated as RAB guanine nucleotide exchange factor (GEF) 1. NCBI's taxonomy places the organism in Eukaryota, Metazoa, Chordata, Actinopteri, Cypriniformes, Leuciscidae. The record is from RefSeq and is a predicted model, not a curated record. Gene Ontology annotation, biological process: vesicle-mediated transport. Gene Ontology annotation, molecular function: zinc ion binding; DNA binding; small GTPase binding. The coding region runs from base 65 to 1720 and encodes 551 amino acids. Gene Ontology annotation, cellular component: cytosol; endocytic vesicle. The transcript has 10 exons.